CCAACAAAAAUUCAAACACUUGGGAACCCAAACUUGCUCAUCAUUCCUUUCCAAAAACAAAAAAAAAAAAAAAAAAAAAGCUUGGUCAUCAUCUCAAUGGCAGAGCUAGAGAACCCAACAGUGAUGACAAAGAUCAUAACUUUCCUCUCUUCUCUGGUUCAAAGAGUGGCGGAAUCGAACGACCUCAACAGUCAUUUCCAACCCCAGAAAAUCUCAGUCUUCCAUGGUCUGACUAGACCCACCAUUUCGAUACAGAGUUACCUAGAGAGGAUUUUCAAGUAUGCCAAUUGCAGCCCAUCUUGCUUAAUCGUGGCAUAUGUUUAUCUGGAUCGCUUUUCGCAGAGGCAACCCUCGUUGCCAAUCAACUCAUUCAACGUUCAUCGGUUGCUGAUUACAAGUGUCCUGGUGGCUGCAAAGUUCAUGGAUGACAUGUACUACAACAAUGCAUAUUAUGCAAAAGUUGGAGGAAUAAGCACAAUAGAGAUGAACUUUCUUGAA
This is a messenger RNA of Malus domestica (apple), 498 nucleotides long. RefSeq names its product cyclin-U4-1-like. Gene Ontology annotation, molecular function: protein kinase binding. Gene Ontology annotation, biological process: regulation of cyclin-dependent protein serine/threonine kinase activity. The record is from RefSeq and is a predicted model, not a curated record. Lineage: Eukaryota; Viridiplantae; Streptophyta; Magnoliopsida; Rosales; Rosaceae.